GGACCAGAUUAUUUAUUUGUCUUCACUCUCCCUCCCCCUAUCACCAUUCCUUUUACAACACCCGCCCCCAUCUAAUUUAAUACCCUUCCAUCAUCUGUUCUUCUUGUAUUGACUGCAAAUAUCCGCAAAUAUGCUGUCCUCAAGACUGUCAAGAGCUCUUCCCAGAGCUUCAUCUACCGCCACACGUUCAGCACAACUCCUCCGCAGACCAUUUAGCUCUUCAUUUGUUCGAUAUGCAGAAGAAGAUGAAAAGAAGGUUAGAGGUCCCGUCAUCGGUAUUGACUUGGGUAAGUUGUUUCCACGUAGCGCUUCGACAAAAAUUUGAUCGCAUGCUCAUGUCCUCUCCAGGUACCACAAACUCCGCCGUAGCUAUUAUGGAGGGUCAGACUGCCAAGAUCAUCGAGAACUCAGAAGGUGCCCGAACAACACCCUCAGUUGUAGCUUUCGCGCAAGACGGCGAGCGAUUAGUUGGUGUGUCAGCAAAGCGUCAAGCAGUGGUCAACCCAGAGAACACACUCUUUGCCACAAAGCGAUUAAUCGGACGCAAGUUCACUGAUGCCGAGGUUCAACGUGAUAUCAAGGAGGUCCCAUACAAGAUCGUCCAGCACACAAACGGUGACGCGUGGGUCUCUGCACGUGGCCAGAACUACUCUCCAUCUCAAAUCGGUGGUUUCAUCUUGCAAAAGAUGAAGGAGACCGCCGAGUCAUACCUCACCAAGCCUAUCCAAAAUGCCGUCGUCACUGUCCCUGCCUACUUCAACGACUCUCAACGACAAGCAACCAAGGAUGCUGGUCAAAUUGCUGGUCUGAACGUUCUCCGUGUUGUCAACGAACCAACUGCUGCCGCUCUCGCCUAUGGUCUCGACAAGGACCAGGACAGAGUCAUUGCUGUGUACGAUUUGGGUGGUGGAACCUUCGAUAUCUCCGUUCUCGAGAUCCAGAAGGGUGUGUUCGAGGUCAAGUCAACCAAUGGUGACACUCACUUGGGUGGUGAGGAUUUCGAUAUCCACCUUGUCCGCCACAUUGUCCAGCAAUUCAAGAAGGAUUCUGGCAUCGAUCUUUCCAACGACCGCAUGGCUAUUCAACGAAUUCGUGAGGCUGCUGAGAAGGCCAAGAUCGAGUUGUCCUCUUCCCAGCAGACCGACAUCAACCUUCCCUUCAUUACUGCCGACUCCUCUGGACCAAAGCACAUCAACACCAAGCUUUCUCGAUCACAACUUGAGAAGCUUGUUGACCCUCUCAUCAGCCGAACUAUCGAGCCCGUACGAAAGGCAUUGAAGGAUGCCAACCUCCAAGCCAAGGAUAUCCAGGAGGUUAUCUUGGUCGGUGGUAUGACUCGUAUGCCCAAGGUUGCUGAGUCAGUGAAGAGCAUCUUCGGACGUGAGCCAGCCAAGUCUGUUAACCCUGACGAGGCUGUUGCCAUGGGUGCUGCCAUCCAGGGUGGUGUUUUGGCUGGUAACGUCACCGAUGUCCUUCUGUUGGAUGUCACCCCUCUCUCUCUCGGUAUUGAGACCCUCGGAGGUGUCUUCACUCGUCUGAUCAACCGAAACACCACCAUCCCUACCAAGAAGUCACAGGUCUUCUCAACGGCCGCCGAUUUCCAGACUGCUGUCGAGAUCAAGGUCUACCAGGGUGAACGUGAGCUUGUCCGUGACAACAAGAUGCUUGGUAACUUCCAGCUCGUUGGUAUCCCACCUGCCCACCGAGGAGUUCCCCAAAUUGAGGUCACCUUCGAUAUCGAUGCUGAUGCGAUCGUCCACGUCCACGCCAAGGACAAGUCUACCGGAAAGGACCACUCUAUCACCAUCGCUUCAGGAUCCGGUCUCUCUGAACAAGAGAUCCAGAACAUGGUUGAUGACUCCGAGAGAUAUGCUGAGCAAGACAAGGAGCGCAAGGCAGCCAUUGAGGCAGCCAACCGAUCCGACAGUGUUCUGAACGACACAGAGAAGGCCUUGAACGAGUUCGCUGACAGACUCGACAAGGCGGAGGCUGACCAAAUCCGUGAGAAGAUCAACUCUCUCCGUGAGUUCGUCACCAAGAGCCAGUCUGGUGAGGGCACCGCUACUGCCGCUGAGCUGAAGGAGAAGACCGAUGAGCUCCAGAUGGCCAGUCUGAACCUCUUCGACAAGAUGCACAAGGCCCGUGCUGAGUCAGGUGAGGCUCAACAGGCUGAGGCCAACCCAUCAGAGGGUGAGGCCAAGGAUGGUGAGAAGAAGCCGUGAAAGAGCAGCUAGAUGGGUGCAUCCAUUCCUUUGACCAAUCGGCGUUUCGGGCGGUUCGCAUUAGAAACCUCCCAUACUGUAUUCAAUUGUACUUAUAAGUCGUACUUGGCGACUCUUCUCUGUUGCUAUACCUAGUUCACGUUGUUUCAUCAUAGCUUUGGGACCGAGGCG
This is a messenger RNA of Amorphotheca resinae ATCC 22711, 2393 nucleotides long. RefSeq lists its product as hypothetical. Gene Ontology annotation, biological process: protein refolding; cellular response to unfolded protein. Lineage: Eukaryota; Fungi; Ascomycota; Leotiomycetes; Helotiales; Amorphothecaceae. Gene Ontology annotation, molecular function: heat shock protein binding; ATP binding; misfolded protein binding. The coding region runs from base 234 to 2222 and encodes 662 amino acids. Gene Ontology annotation, cellular component: mitochondrion; cytoplasm. The transcript is spliced from 3 exons. The record is from RefSeq and is a predicted model, not a curated record.